UUUCGUCUGCUCUCCUCCUCCUGUCUCGGCAGUCUGCAAAGACUCUGCUCAGAAAGAGAGAAGAGAGAGAGAGCGCUGUCCGACUGUCCGCUGAAGAGGCAAAGUACUCGAAACGCAAACGCCCUACACGGGUAACUCAGAACCCUAGAGGCUUCAUUUUCAUGGAAAGCUACCCACAUUCUCGACAGACAAGCACACUCUCCAAGAAAACCUGCAAUGGCGCUGCUGCAGCGGCUAAGGGCAUCGCCUACGACGACGUUUUCGGUGGCCCGCCGAGGUUCGGGAUGCCUCAGACACUCGCUCCGCGCGUGGAGGACUACAGCGAGAUAUUCGGCGCUUUUCACGCCUCACGCGCCUCCUCGAUUCCCGUGCUUGACCUUCCCUCGGUUGAAGAUGAUGCUGAGGUAUUCUUUGAUGUUCGGAGCUCUGGUUUCGACUAUGGGGAGGUCUUCGGCGGAUUUGACGCCAUGGAUUUUGCUAUGUCGUAUGAGGACUUGCUGAGGACGGAGGAAACCAACGGUCAUGGCGGUAAUGCAGAUUUUUCUGAAGAAGACUGUACACCAGCAGCAUCUGAGUCCUUGUCAGAAGUUUCAGAUGAUUCUGCAAAGAACUUACGCUUCUCAAACCAAGGGGUUUAUGAGCCAGUUGAGGACACUACAGAGUUCAGCAUAUCAUAUCAUAGAGCUAAUCAAGGAAGCAAUGCAGAUAUCUCAAAUGGGAUUACUCAAAUAUCUCAGUUCCAUUCUUUUCCAGGAUAUACUCUUCUGGUUGAUAAAAACACUUGUCGGAGUGGAGCAGGCUUUGAGAAUCCAUCUACGGAGGUUACGGAGAAUAGUAAUCUUAACAUGGAUUUUAGUGGGGAAAUGAAGGGAAAGCACCUCAGGAAAACUUUGUCAUACUCUUGCAAUGGUGGUACAGACAUGAUGACGUUUGGAAAUGACCUUAAACCUCAAAAAGAAUACAGAAGAAAUGAAUCUCUUCCUAAUGAGAUGUUUGUUAAAGUUUCUGAUGUCAGCCUUCGAACUCAGCCCUCGCGAGUGCCUCCUCCUUCUAGACCUCCACCUGCAUUAGACAUCGGAAAGGCUGAUUCCAGUAGAGCUUCUUCAAGUUCUAAAAGUGCUGUUUCUGAAACAACUGCAGGUGAUAAUUCUCCAAGAUUCUUUGAUGUAGAUAUUGAUGCAAGUUCAUCUGCUGCUGCAUCCGCGGCUGCUAUGGUAGAAGCAAUGGAGAAAGCUCAAGCUAAACUGAGAAGUGCGAAGGAUUCACUGAAGAAAAAGAGGGAGAAUUCUCAAAACUGUGCAAUAACAGGGUCAAAGAAGGAUAGGAAAGGAAAGGUUGACAAGACUUUUGAAAUAUCCAGUUGUAUGAGGGAUGAGUCACUGCAGAGUGAUUGUGCUGGAGACCUCAGUGGAAUGAGAUUUUCGAUUAAGCAGGAGAGAUAUAAGGCAACACGUUCAACUGAUGCAGUUCAGGGUUCAGUAGUUGGAGAAAAAAGACUAGAUGGGGCUAAAGCGUCUCCACUGCCAAAGGAUAGCAAGGAAUUCUGGUCAACUCAAGAGCCUGAUAAAAUUGACAUUGUUGAUGAAUGGAAAGAAGCAAAUCAAUUUUUCGAACUUGUGAAAGUAGAUAGAUUGAGAGAGAAAUUUGUGCAGACAGAUGGUGCAAAUAUUUUGUUACCAAAUUCAAAACAGCAGGAGUGUAAGAAGAAGGAAAAAAAGUCAGCCCCGGAAGCAUAUGGGUGCCGGAGAGAAAAUGAUAAGAAAUCAAACCCAGUUGGAGAGUCUUAUGAAUUGGAGGGAUAUGAGAGUGAGGCAAAAGUACUGAAAGGAGCUUAUAAUCAUGAAGAAAACAGUGUUAUGUCAGAAACAGUCGAAUGGAUACGCACACAAAAGGAGCAUGAAAAGAAGGUGAACAUAGCUCAAGAAGCUCUUGAACAUGGAGAGGAUGACAAGAUGUUCAUAGCAGACCAACAACCUGUUGAAACCGUGAACAAAUCUACUGGAGCUGAUGAAUCAGAAGUAAAUGAGGAUUCAGCUGGGAAAGAGAACAAAUAUGCAUUUCAUCAAAGCAUGAAGCUGGAGAAAGCGCAUCUAAAGGAGACCAAUAACUGUAUGGAAGGUGAAAAGAGAAGCAAGAAGUCACGUCAAAGGCGAGAAAAUGAAGAUAGCCAGCUUCAGGAUUUUAAGGGGGAAGAAAAUGAGAGAAAGCUUCUCAAGGCUCUCAAAAGAGCAGAGGAGCAGAAAAGACUGAAGGAGGGUUCUGAACAGGAGGAAAAAGAGAAGAUGAUCAACAAGCUGCUUGAGCAGGAGGAAAAUGAGAAGAAGCAGAUACAUACUCAUCGUGACAGAAAUCAAGAGCAAUCAAGAAAGGCUCUGGAGCUAGAAGAGAUGGAAAGGAGAUUAAAAGAGGCUAUUGAACUAGAACAGAAUGAGAGGAAACAGAGGGAGGCAUGUGAAAGAGAAGAAAAUGAGAAGAGAGUAAAAGAGGCUCUUGAGCUUGAAGAGAGUGAGAGGAGACUGAGAGAGGCCAUUGAAUGGGAAGAGACUGAGAGGAAACAGAGGGAGGCGCGUGAAAGAGAACAAAACGAGAAGAUGCAGAAAGAGGCUCUUGAGUGGGUGGAAAAUGAGAAGAAACAAAGAGAUGCUGAUAAAAAGGGGGAGACUGAGAAGAAACUUAAAGAGGAUGCUGAAAACGACGGGGAGAGAUUAGAAGAGUUGUUUGAGCAAAAAGUAGACGGAAAACUUUUAGGACAACCACAGGAGAGAAAAGAAAGUGAAAUGGAGUUACGGGAACCAUAUGAAGAAGAAGAAACUGGGAGGACAUCCAGGGAGUGUUGUGAAGGGAAGGAGACCAAGAGGAUUCUUGAAAAUGCUUGUGAUAGUAACAAACUGAAGGGAGGGAGUGAAAUACAUGAGCAGACAAAGCAAAAUAAUGAGCAGAAGAAAACAGAAGUGGCUCAAGGAAUGCAUGGGCACUUGGAGGGGGAGGGCAUCAGGGUAUUCAAUGAGAGAUGUCUGCUAGAUGAACACGUCAGAUCAGCUCAAUUUGCUGUCAAGCAUGAGGAUAAUAGUAUAGAAGUGGAAGCAAAUAAAGAUGCCUUUGUUUGUGAGAAAAAAUUAGGGGAACCUAUCAAAGCCAGUUCAGCACGUAGGAACUCUGAAGCAGUUGAAGUGGAGAAUAUGAUGGUUGAUGGAAAAUCUAAAGCAUCUAGCUUGUGGGAAGGUGAUGUGAUACUUAAGGAGAAUGUAUUCAAAAUGAAAGAUGUUGCAGAGUCGCUUAACAUGGAUGACAGUGUGAAUAAGGCAAGGGAUGACGAUGUUGGACAAACAAGCAAUGAGAAAAUUAAAAGUGUCUCUGAGAUGAACUUGGAGAUUAAAAAUCGAGGAAGAAAGUUUGUUAAUGAACGGGGAGAAAGUAAAAACAGUAUAAAACACACCCAGGUUACAGUAAAUCAGGUGGACAACAAGGAAAUGCUCAUGUCAACUCGAGUGGUGAAAGAGUCAGUUGAAACUGGAAGAAAAAUAGAAGCAGCUGAGCCAGCUCUAAGUCAAGUUAAAGGAAGUUCACGAAAAGCAGCAUAUCAGGUUAAUAUUGGUCAGAGUGCUGAAAGAAAAGAGAAGAAUUUUAAUGAGGCUCGUGCAUCAGAGGAGAAGGAAGCUGCAAGAAUGAAAAGAGAAGGAGAACUGGAGCAGGAACGUCUUAGAUGGCUAGAAGAAGAUAUGGAGAGGGAGAGGGAAAGAGAAAAGGAUAGAAUGAAAAGAGAAGGAGAGCUGGAGCAGGAACGUCUUAGAAGGCUAGAAGAAGAGAUGGAGAGGGAGAGGGAAAGAGAAAAAGAUAGAAUGGCUGUAGACAGGUCAGCAUUUGAAGCUCGUGAUAGGACAUAUGCUGAAGCUCGUGAGAGGGCAGAGAGAGCUGCUGUGGACCGAGCGACUGCUGAAGCUAGACAAAGAGCAUUGGCAGAGGCUCGUGAAAGACUAGAAAAGGCAUGUGCAGAAGCUAGGGGUAAGACGUUAUCAGAAAAGACAUCCAUAGAGGGCAGGCUCAGGGCAGAGCGCGCUGCUGUAGAAAGAGCAACUGCGGAGGCUCGAGAACGUGCGGAAAAGGCAAUGGCCGAAAAGGUUACUUUUGAGGCUAGAGAACGAAUGGAAAGAUCUAUUUCAGAUAAGUUCUCUGCUUCCUCCAGAAAUGGCGGAAUGAGACCAAACUCUUCAUCCUCUGAUUUGCAAAAUCAAUUUCAGAAUGUCAACUCUUUUGGCGGUUCAGCAUAUUCAUAUUCUUCAGCUUAUGGUGAUGAAGUUGAAGUGGAAUCACCUCAAAGGUGUAAAGCUAGAUUGGAGAGGCAUCAGCGAACUGCUGAUCGAGCGGCAAAAGCUUUGGCGGAGAAGAAUAUGCGGGAUCUGCUUGCUCAAAGAGAGCAAAUGGAGAGAAAUAGAUUGGCUGAAAGUCUGGAUGCUGAUGUUAGAAGGUGGUCAAGUGGGAAGGAAGGAAACUUGCGUGCAUUGCUUUCGACGUUGCAAUAUAUCCUUGGGCCUGAUAUGGGUUGGCAGUCAAUUCCGCUAACAGAAGUUAUAACGUCAGCUGCUGUAAAGAAAGCUUACAGAAAAGCUACCCUUUGUGUUCAUCCAGACAAAUUACAGCAACGGGGAGCGAGUAUCCAGCAGAAGUACAUAUGUGAAAAGGUCUUUGAUCUUCUAAAGGAUGCUUGGAACAGAUUCAACUCGGAAGAGCGGUAGCACGGGCGUAUUGUUACUACUAAGUUACGCGCUCCUGUAAAUUCUCAUUUCUUGCAAGUAAAUGCAUUUGAUGUUAUUUAUCAUAAAGAAAGUAAUUUAUGUUC
This is a messenger RNA of Tripterygium wilfordii, 4837 nucleotides long. Its product is annotated as auxilin-like protein 1. The record is from RefSeq and is a predicted model, not a curated record. Gene Ontology annotation, molecular function: clathrin binding. The transcript is spliced from 8 exons. Lineage: Eukaryota; Viridiplantae; Streptophyta; Magnoliopsida; Celastrales; Celastraceae. Gene Ontology annotation, biological process: clathrin-dependent endocytosis; clathrin coat disassembly. The coding region runs from base 162 to 4733 and encodes 1523 amino acids. Gene Ontology annotation, cellular component: vesicle; intracellular membrane-bounded organelle; cytoplasm.